UUUGGUUUUAUCGUAAUCUUUGCCUUUUUAAUGUUUUACAGAAAUAAAUAUCUUCCUUCAAUAGAUGAAAAUGAAAAUACAGAAGAAAGAGAAGCAGUUGUCCAGUUUAAAAGUUCUGAAUCACUCCCCAAUGUCUGAUGCCUCUGUCAAUUUUGACUACAAAUCCCCAUCACCAUUUGACUGCAGCACUGAUCAGGAAGAGAAGAUUGAAGAUGUUGCCAGUCACUUGCCCCAGAAGGACCUGUACACCACUGAGGAGGACGCUGCCACCCUGUUUCCUAGAAAAAUGACAUCCCAUAAUGGGACGGAGGACAGUGGAGGAGGAGGAACUGGGGUGAAAAAGAAACGGAAGAAAAAGGAGCCAGGAGAGCAAGAGGCCGCAAAGGGAGGCAAGGACAGGGAGCCCAAGCCAAAGAGGAGGCGAGAACCGAAAGAGCCAAAGGAGCCCAGGAAGGCCAAGGAGCAGAGGAAGGCCAAGGAGCCCAAGGAGCCGAAGCAGAAGGACGGAGCAAAGAAGACGCGGAAGCCCCGGGAGGCCUCGGUCCCCAGGGAGGCCAAAGACAAGAGGAGCUGUGCUGACUCUACAGCCAGGACGAAGUCCAAGAAGGCCAGCAAGGAGCAAGGACCAACCCCAGUGGAGAAAAAGAAGAAAGGAAAAAGGAAAAGUGAAACUACAGUGGAGAGUUUAGAGCUGGAUCAGGGUCUGCCGAACGCAUCCCUGCGGAGUCCUGAGGAGUCCACUGAGUCUGCAGACAGCCAGAAACGGCGCUCAGGACGGCAGGUGAAGCGCAGAAAAUACAAUGAGGACCUGGACUUCAAGGUGGUGGAUGACGACGGGGAAACAAUUGCUGUUCUUGGUGCUGGGCGGACAUCUGCACUCUCAGCAUCAACACUGGCUUGGCAGGCAGAGGAGCCUCCAGAAGAUGAUGCAAACAUCAUUGAGAAGAUCUUGGCAUCCAAGACUGUCCAGGAGGUACACCCAGGAGAGCCUCCAUUCGACUUGGAGCUGUUCUACGUUAAGUACAGAAAUUUUUCCUACUUACAUUGUAAAUGGGCCACAAUGGAAGAGCUCGAAAAGGAUCCUCGCAUCGCACAGAAGAUCAAGCGAUUUAGGAAUAAACAAGCCCAGAUGAAGCACAUUUUUACUGAGCCUGAUGAAGACUUGUUCAAUCCAGACUAUGUGGAAGUCGAUCGCAUCUUGGAGGUGGCCCACACCAAGGAUGCAGAAACAGGGGAGGAAGUGACACAUUAUCUGGUAAAGUGGUGCUCGCUGCCCUAUGAAGAAAGCACAUGGGAGCUAGAGGAGGAUGUGGACCCCGCAAAAGUUAAAGAGUUUGAAUCUCUUCAAGUGCUCCCUGAAAUUAAGCACGUGGAGCGGCCUGCUUCAGACUCCUGGCAGAAGCUCGAGAAAUCUCGGGAGUAUAAGAACAGUAAUCAGCUUCGGGAGUACCAGCUAGAGGGGAUGAACUGGCUUCUUUUUAACUGGUACAACAGAAAAAACUGUAUUUUGGCUGAUGAGAUGGGCCUAGGGAAGACCAUCCAGUCCAUCACAUUCCUUUCAGAAAUAUUCCUCCGGGGAAUCCAUGGCCCAUUCCUCAUCAUUGCCCCUCUCUCCACCAUCACUAACUGGGAGCGGGAGUUCAGGACGUGGACGGAGAUGAAUGCCAUCGUGUACCACGGCAGCCAGAUCAGCAGGCAGAUGAUCCAGCAGUAUGAGAUGGUGUACAGGGAUGCACAGGGAAACCCCCUUUCAGGAGUCUUCAAGUUCCAUGUUGUCAUCACUACGUUUGAGAUGAUCCUGGCGGACUGCCCAGAGCUAAAGAAGAUUCACUGGAGCUGUGUGAUAAUCGAUGAAGCUCACAGGUUGAAGAAUAGGAACUGCAAACUUCUGGAGGGUCUAAAGCUCAUGGCCCUGGAACAUAAAGUGCUUCUCACUGGAACACCCUUGCAGAACUCUGUGGAAGAGCUCUUCAGUUUGCUAAAUUUUCUGGAGCCAUCACAGUUUCCUUCAGAGACUGCUUUCUUGGAAGAGUUUGGAGAUCUAAAAACCGAGGAACAGGUAAAGAAACUGCAGUCUAUCCUAAAACCAAUGAUGCUUCGGAGGCUGAAAGAUGAUGUGGAAAAGAACCUUGCCCCCAAACAAGAGACGAUCAUUGAGGUGGAACUGACCAAUAUCCAGAAAAAGUACUACCGUGCCAUCCUGGAGAAGAACUUUUCCUUUCUAACCAAGGGAGCAAAUCAGCACAACAUGCCCAAUCUCAUCAACACCAUGAUGGAGCUGAGGAAGUGCUGUAACCAUCCCUACCUGAUCAAUGGAGCAGAGGAGAAAAUUCUGGAAGAUUUCCGAAAAUCCCAUAGCCCCGAUGCCCUUGACUUUCAGCUGCAGGCCAUGAUUCAGGCAGCAGGGAAGCUGGUGCUGAUCGAUAAACUGCUCCCUAAGCUGAUUGCAGGUGGCCAUAAGGUGCUCAUCUUCUCCCAGAUGGUGCGCUGCCUCGACAUCCUGGAAGAUUAUCUCAUCCAGAGGAGAUACACCUAUGAGCGCAUUGAUGGGCGAGUACGGGGAAACCUGCGCCAGGCAGCCAUCGACCGGUUCUGUAAGCCAGACUCAGACCGCUUUGUCUUUCUCCUGUGCACCAGAGCGGGAGGCCUGGGGAUCAAUCUCACAGCUGCCGAUACCUGCAUCAUAUUUGAUUCUGACUGGAACCCACAAAAUGACUUGCAGGCUCAGGCCCGAUGUCACCGCAUAGGCCAGAGCAAAGCUGUGAAGGUGUAUCGCCUCAUCACUCGGAAUUCCUACGAGCGGGAGAUGUUUGACAAGGCCAGCCUGAAACUGGGGCUGGACAAGGCUGUGCUUCAGGACAUCAACCGGAAGGGCGGCACCAAUGGGGUACAGCAGCUCUCAAAAAUGGAGGUAGAGGACUUGCUCCGGAAAGGGGCUUAUGGAGCCUUAAUGGAUGAAGAAGACGAAGGCUCCAAGUUCUGUGAAGAGGACAUAGACCAGAUUCUGCAGAGGAGAACCCACACCAUCACCAUCCAGUCUGAGGGCAAAGGGUCCACUUUCGCCAAGGCUAGCUUUGUGGCUUCAGGAAACAGAACAGAUAUUUCCUUAGACGAUCCUAACUUUUGGCAGAAAUGGGCUAAAAUAGCUGAACUAGACACUGAAGCAAAGAAUGAAAAGGAAAGCUUAGUGAUCGACCGACCUCGCGUGAGAAAGCAGACCAAACACUACAACUCAUUUGAGGAAGAUGAGCUCAUGGAGUUUUCAGAGUUAGACAGUGACUCAGAUGAAAGGCCCACAAGGUCUAGGCGCCUGAGUGACAAAGCCAGGCGUUACCUCCGAGCCGAGUGCUUCCGGGUGGAGAAGAAUCUGCUCAUCUUUGGCUGGGGCCGGUGGAAGGACAUCCUGACUCAUGGCCGAUUCAAGUGGCAUCUGAACGAGAAGGACAUGGAGGUGAUCUGCCGUGCCCUGCUGGUCUACUGUGUCAAGCAUUAUAAGGGAGAUGAGAAGAUCAAGAGUUUCAUCUGGGAAUUGAUUACACCCACCAAAGAUGGGCAGGCCCAGACCCUCCAGAACCACUCAGGGCUGUCUGCCCCGGUCCCCAGAGGGAGGAAGGGGAAGAAGACAAAGAACCAGCUGCUCCUCCCAGAGCUGAAGAAUGCAGACUGGCUGGCCACCUGCAACCCGGAGGUGGUCCUGCACGAUGACGGCUACAAGAAACACCUAAAACAGCACUGCAACAAGGUACUUCUGCGAGUCCGGAUGCUGUACUACCUGAAGGCUGAAAUACUGGGGGAAGCAGCUGAUAAAGCGUUUGAAGGAACUCAUGCCAGGGAGCUGGAUGUACCUCUGCCUGACAUCGACUACAUGGAAAUCCCAGUGGACUGGUGGGAUGCUGAGGCCGAUAAGUCCCUUCUCAUCGGCGUGUUCAAGCAUGGCUACGAGAGGUACAACGCCAUGCGAGCAGACCCAGCACUUUGCUUCCUGGACAAAGUCGGGAUGCCAGAUGAGAAGUCCCUUUCUGCAGAACAGGGUGUUACAGACGGGACCUCAGAUGUUCCCGAAAGAGGCAAUACAGAUAAAGAAGAUAAUGCCGAGGACAAAUUAGAUGGUCUCCAGAAACAAAUGGAGAGCUCCAGUGAAGGUGGCGAUGGCAUUUUUGGUGAAAAGAAGGAUGAGAGCCGGGCAGCCCAGGAUGGCUCCGACCCAGACAAAUCACCCUGGCCAGUUUCAUCUGCUCUCACAGCUCGUCUCAGACGUCUGGUCACCAUUUACCAGCGCUGCAACCGGAAGGAACUCUGCCGACCUGAAAUUCUGGGACCAGGUAACCAAGGAUACUGGGUUCAGGAAGAAAUGUUCAGGAGAACCUCAGAAAUGGACCUCAUCAACAAAGAAGCUCAAAAGAGGUGGACUAGGAGAGAGCAAGCAGACUUCUAUAGAACAGUGUCUUCUUUUGGUGUUGUUUAUGAUCAAGAAAAGAAAGCCUUUGACUGGACACAGUUCCGUAUCAUAUCCCGUUUGGACAAGAAGUCGGAUGAGAGCCUGGAACACUAUUUUUAUAGUUUUGUGGCCAUGUGCCGGAGUGUCUGCCGUCUGCCUGCAUGGAAAGAUAGUGGUCCCCCCGAUGCCACCAUCUACAUUGAACCCAUCACUGAGGAACGGGCAGCUAGAACUCUGUACCGCAUUGAACUCUUACGGAAGGUCCGAGAGCAAGUGCUCAAGUGUCCUCAGCUGCAUGAACGCCUCCAGCUGUGCAGGCCCAGCCUCUACCUCCCCGUUUGGUGGGAGUGUGGGAAGCACGACCGAGACCUGCUCAUCGGCACCGCCAAACAUGGGCUGAACCGGACUGACUGUUACAUCAUGAACGACCCCCAGCUGUCCUUCCUGGAUGCCUAUAGAAACUACGCCCAGCAUAAAAGAUCUGACACUCAGGCACCAGGAAGUCUCUGUUGCCUUUACCAGACCAAUUCCAAAUUAUAUGAAUCUCUGACGUAUACUCAAAUGAAUAGGACUUCGGAGUCCCUUGAAAAUGAACCUGAGAAUCGAGGGAAAAUAGAAAGCAGAGAUGAUCAUCUUGGUCUGUCUGAUGUGACUUGCGAAAAUUUGAUUUCUAAUGUUCAGGACGUCAUUUCCAUCAGCCAUGAUGAAAGUCUGCUGCCCGAGACCUUGGACAGCGUGACGUAUGGUAAGAAGGUCCUCGGCCAAGACUCAGACUCUUUGCAGGAGAGCCCAAGCAUCAGUGCGGAAUCCAGAAGAGAUGCUGCUGCAGUCUCGGGAAGCCCAGAGGAGACCUGCCAUCCUGGUGACCAGGAGGCAGAAGUACCUUCAGGCCCCUCUUUUUUGGGUAGCUUAGAAGCUAGAGUAGCUCAAGUGAACAUUAAAAAUGGGAAACAUUUAUUGUUGUCUACGUCAGAGGAAGGGGACCUCUGCUGCAAUGUGGCGGGGCCCAGACCUGAAAGCAUCAUGCAGCUAGGCGCCAAGUGCUUAGCUUCCCCUUCCUUGGACCCAGGAGGCGAAAGCGGGUUUGUAGAUAUGUGCAGUCUUAGUGUCUGUGACUCCAAAAGAAACCUGUCAGCAGAUCAGCAAUUAAUUGAUUUAUUAGAAAACAAAACCUUAGAAAGUAAAUUGAUUUUGAGCCAGAACCACAGUGAUGAGGAGGAGGAAGAGGAGGAAAAUGAGGAGGAAAACUUAUCAGUGGCAGCAGGCAUGAGGGAAAGGCCAGAGGUCUUGCAUCUCACCGAGCCCGCCACUAACAUCCCACAGGAAGAGAGCCGAGGCUUCCAUUUCAGUGAAGCCAAGAAAGAAAGCCUGGAAGUGGUAACCCAGACUCCUGGACCGCAGAGGGCUUUCCCUCCAGCCGCCUGUCAAUGUCACUGCAAACACAUGGGGAGAUGGACGCGCAGCCUCAAGAAUGAAUUUGAAGUGGAGAAACCUGAGGGUUAUAACCCAGACCUAUACAAAAGCAAUACCAAUAGCAUUACCUUGGAGGGGGAGCCCACUGCUAUUCCAUCAGAACCGUUCAAAGUGAAGCAGGAGCUUUUAAAAGACCCUUGGAAAGAAAGCACAGAGGGGAGAAAGGGUUUCCCCACAUAUCUUCUUGAAGGAAGUGAGCUCAAAUCAGAAGACUUGGAUUUUGAGAAUAAAGAUGAUUAUGAUAGAGACAGAAACUGCCACAGUCAAGAUUAUCCAGGGAAAUACUCUGAGGAGGAGAGCAAGAGCUCGGCGUCAGGCAUCGCUGGGGACACCGGGGAUGAGCUGCAGGAGGUGCGGGCCCCCACGAUUGCCCAGCUGCUACAGGAGAAAACCCUCUAUUCCUUCUCUGAAUGGCCAAAGGAUCGUGUGAUAAUUAACCGCCUAGAUAAUAUCUGCCACGUAGUAUUAAAGGGGAAGUGGCCCUCCAGCCAGCAGUAUGAGCCCUUGGGUACCCUGCCCACCCCAGUAUUAACCAGCAGUGCUGGUUCUCGAAGCAUCCUCUCAGAGCCAGAAGCAGCAGAACACAGCUUCAGCAAUGGUGCGGCAUUGGCAGCCCAGAUUCAGAAGGAGAGUUUCUUAACUCCAGUAUUCACAAAGGAUGAACAGAAGCACAGACGUCCCUUCGAGUUUGAGGUGGAGAGGGAUACAAAGGCUCCCUGCCUGAAGCAGCUCUCUGCCGCCCAAGGGCACCCCCCCAUUGUCCUCAAUGGCUGGCACGGGGAGACAGCGAUAGAUCUCUCGUGCUCCUCGGAUGGGUCCCCAGGAGCCACAUCCCCUUUCCCAGUGAGCACCAGCACACCGAAGAUUGGAGCUAUCAGUUCACUUCAAGGAGCCCUUGGCAUGGAUUUGUCUGGAAUUCUGCAAGCUGGCCUGAUCCAUCCAGUGACCGGACAGAUUGUCAACGGCAGCCUUAGAAGAGAUGAUGCAGCCUCAAGGAGGCGGAGAGGCAGGCGGAGACAUGCAGAAGGAGGGAUGGACCUCAUCUUCUUGAAGGAGCAGACCCUUCAGGCAGGAAUCUUGGAAGUCCAUGAAGACCCCGGACAGGCCACCCUGAGUACAACACAACCAGAAGGGCCAGGGCCUGCUACCCUGGCCCCUGAGCCAGCCGCAACAGCUGGCAACCAAGGCGAGAAAGCAGUUCCCAGCAAGAGUCUGCUGGACUGGCUGAGGCAGCAGGCUGACUACUCCUUAGAAGUUCCUGGCUUUGGAGCAAAUUUUUCAGACAAACCAAAGCAGAGGAGGCCACGCUGUAAGGAACCUGGAAAAUUAGACAUCAGCUCUCUGAGUGGGGAAGAGGGGGUUCCUGCUGUCCCCAAGGAGCCAGGACUGAGGGGGUUUCUCCCAGAAAAUAAGUUCAAUCACACCUUGGCUGAGCCUGUCCUACGAGAUGGAGGCCCCCGAAGAAGGGGGAGGCGGCCUCGGAGUGAACUCCUGAAAGGUCCCGCCAUCGUAACGGACUCUCCCUCUGGAAUGGGGCCACUGUUCAUGAAUGGACUGAUUGCUGGGAUGGACCUGGUAGGACUUCAGAGCAUGAGAAAUAUGCCAGGCAUCCCCCUCACCGGGCUGGUCGGGUUCCCGGCUGGCUUCGCCACGAUGCCAACAGGCGAGGAGGUCAAAAGCACGCUGAGCAUGCUGCCCAUGAUGCUGCCGGGCAUGGCCACUGUGCCCCAGAUGUUCGGUGUUGGGGGACUCCUGAAUGCACCCAUGGCGACCACCUGCACUUCCACUGCUCCAGCGUCUCUAUCAAGCACAACAAAAAGUGGUACAGCAGCGCCUGAAAAGACUGCAGAAGACAAGCCGAGUAGCCAUGAUGGGAAAACAGACACUGUAGCUGAAGACAAGCCUGGUCCAGGGCCAUUUUCUGAUCAGUCUGAACCUGCAAUAACUACUAGUAGUCCUGUGGCUUUUAACCCAUUUCUCAUCCCAGGAGUGUCUCCGGGACUCAUUUACCCAUCCAUGUUUCUCUCCCCUGGCAUGGGCAUGGCUCUCCCGGCCAUGCAGCAGGCCAGACACUCAGAAAUAGUAGGUCUGGAGAGCCAGAAGCGGAAGAAGAAGAAAACGAAAGGGGACAACCCAAGCCCCAACCCAGACCCUGCCCCCAGCUGCGAAAGGGAGCCAGGCAGUGAUCAGAACUGCACCGAGCCCAGUGCCCUGGCGCCCCCCGAGAGAGAACUUGUGGCACAGGCUGGGGAAGGGACACUCAAAGACUCCAACAGCGACACCAAUUAGAACUUUUUUCAUUUAAGAAAUUAUUGUGACUUGUAAGUUUCUUAUCCCAUAAAGGUUUGUUACUUCCCUCACUUCACCUUCUUAAGAACCUAUGUUUCCAUAAGUAAGGUUACUUACCUGAUUUCCUGUCUGAGAACUAUGGUAACAGGUGUGAUAGUUGCAGGGUCUUACCACUUCAUUAGAUAAGUGUCGUCGACCUAGUCUAGGAGGCACAGAAUUCCCAUUCUGUUAUCCAGUGGUUCAUUCCAGCAAUCGUAGUUAAUACAGUACUUGGUGACACGCCCUACCCCCUUCUCUUCCAAGUUUCCCAUUUAUUUGAGGAGGAAAAUGGCAAAAGAAAGCUGUCUAGGAAUUUACCAGUGAAGGGCCGGAAAACAGGCGGAGAAGAGCUCUUUUCUCCAUGAGCUGGAUUGAAUAGGAAGAAUGUAACGGGAAACCAAAAAGCACAGGAAAGGAAGUGCUGGCACGUAUUUUUGAGUUAAAAUAUUUCCCUAUUUUAUGGUGAUUACUAAGUAAUAUAGAAGUAUAUAACUAAUGGUUGAAAGUACAUAUACCCAUUUCUUUGUGAAAAACAAGAUCCUUACUAGUCGUAGUAUAAUUUCCCCCCUCAUGGUUUUUCAGACACCUGCAGCAAGAAGACAUACUGACUGACGAGGCAUUAUUUUAUAUUCCAUGAUCCCUCUCCCCCAGCUAGAAGAUGACUCUCACCAUGAGAAACCUUCACCCACCUUGAGUAUUGCUGGCAACGGGUGGGCGAGGGCCGCACACCACGGAGCUGCAUGCUGCUGCCUUGAGCACAGGCUUGUGCCCCGCUCCACCCCCAGUCACUUGCAGUCUUCUCUAGCCACUAAUAUGCCUCCUCCCUGUGUUUAAAGAGCACCAGGACCUGAUGGGGUUUUUUGUUCUGUGCUUUCCUUCAAGAAUAAGGCCCUUUGUGGAGCCUGCAAGAAGAUAGUCACUCAGCACUUUGACGCUAGCUGGGUCCCCUCAUCAAGGCUAUCAGGCUGUUGAAAUUGGUGCACCACCCUUUAGGAUACAACUGUGAAAAGUUAUUUUCUUCUCUCCAUUAUUUCUCUAUUCUGCUUAUCUCUGACAGUUGGACCCAAGUUCCAAAUUAGUCAAGACUGCAUUGCAAGUCAGCCUUACUGUCUAUCCUGCCCCAGGCGUUGCACGUUUGGGAGCUGAGGUGGGAAGAACCUGCCUGAGCAGCACUUGCCUGCUUGGCUCGCCCUCCCGCUCACGUUCCACCCCCUCCCUUCCGAUGGUCAUCUUCGCAGGGAGUCCGCACUCAGACUUGAAUGAGCUCAUGGUCAGUACUCGAGGGGCACAGGGCUGCGAGGACCCUUGGAAAUGGUGCCAGUGUUCCUCGUACCGGUUUCACUUUUCGUUGUCACGAUUUACUGUAUUUUUUACUUUUUCUGUUACAGUUUUGCUAAUUUAUCAGAAGGUCCAAAAGUCUGGCAUAACUAUUUCAUUUUGCAUUAUUUAUUUAUGAUGCUUUUGUCAUUUGUCUUUUAUACAUUUGGGAUUAUAAAUUAUGUAAAUGUUAAAGAUGAGCAUCUCAAAGAAGUCUGUUAAAUCAUGACCGGAAAAAAAAAAAAAACCAAUCAGAUGUAUUUUUUAAAAAGCGAGUCCCAGUUUUAUGAAUCAAAGGUAUAAGCCAGAAGAAAUUCUAUAACUGAUCAUAGAAGAAGAAAAUUAUCUGAUAGUUGAACAAAUCCUAUUUAACGGCGUCCGUGUAGCAUAGAUGGUCUAUAAUGCUGACAACAGAUUUCUUAGAAAUGCUACUGUCUCUAUUUAACUAACCUUUUGUUCAGUUUUGCCUCCAGUGGAAGCAGAAAGGGUUUUUUCAGCUAUUAAAUCCUAAAAAUCAAUAUAAUUUAUUUAUGUAAAAAAAUCACUCAAUCAAUAUAUUUUUGAACCUUUUAAGUACUAAUUUUCUUUUUAUCAAGUAGAAAAAAAAAUGUAUUUGCCCUAAAUCCUUAAAAUACAAAUGCUAUAAAAAUUCCUGUAUCUUGAAAGCCUUACUGCAGACGAGUAUUAUAGACAUCCAGCAGCGUCUGGUUUUCCUUGUUGUCGUUGUGUUGUUGUUGUUUUGUAUGAAAAAGCUGCUUUCCCCGGGUUCCACGUAUAACCUCCAGUAGGUCACAGGGUUCAAUGUGGAUCUGACUUACAAACCCACCAGCAUGCUCAACCCCUUGUUAUAUCUUAUCGAAUCUGUAUGUUAAUUCUCUGGGUAUUUAGGCUUCUAUUUGACUGCUGUUGUGACCCUGUUUGCAAAAUGAAAAUGACACUCUGUGGAUUAUUUGCUCUGUAAGGCAUAAGUGCUGCUGCUUAUGAUUAUUUUGACGUCUCCAAGAGCAAAAGCCAAAUCUAAACUCUUCAGCAAACUUGAGCCUUUUCAUCUAAUUCCAUGUCACUCGCAGCCAUAACUUUCCUUGAUCAUUCUUCACCCCCAUGUCUUACAUAAUAAAUUGUCUGUGGUCUUGAUCCUGGAUUUAAAA
This is a messenger RNA of Otolemur garnettii (small-eared galago), 10704 nucleotides long. RefSeq names its product chromodomain helicase DNA binding protein 6 (gene CHD6). Gene Ontology annotation, molecular function: ATP binding; protein binding; ATP-dependent chromatin remodeler activity. NCBI's taxonomy places the organism in Eukaryota, Metazoa, Chordata, Mammalia, Primates, Galagidae. The transcript is spliced from 36 exons. The record is from RefSeq and is a predicted model, not a curated record. Bases 65 to 8200 code for a protein of 2711 amino acids.